UGGACCCGCACCCGAGCUCGGAGACGCUGCGUGGGUCGGAGAGUCAUCGCGCUGCGUACGCGUUCAAACCGCUGUCCGACUCCAGGCGUGUCAACGCGUAGUGCAUCGUGCGUCACGCACGCGCUGCUGCUGCGAAUUUUGCGCGGGCUCAGAGUAUCUAGCUUGUUUGUGCCUGACCAGCUGACCUGCUGACCCACCAUACAGCCCGAGCUAUCCAUACAGCUCGAGUUACAUAUCUACCAGACGCUCAAUCAUGGCUGACGAUGACAUGGAGGUCGGCCCAACAUGCACCGCCGAGGAGCUGGCGGCGCAGCGCUACGAGGCAGCCAAGGCGAAAGGCGACGUCCUCGAACUCAGUAGCGAUGACGACGAGGACGAACCGCCCGCCAAGCCGCAGACGCCGCGGCGAUCCAGGCUUGACGACGUGACCUUCGGCGCCGACGGCCGCGCGCGCGACACGCACGCUCAGCGCAAGCGCCGCCAGAUAAUUAUCUCCGACGACGAGAACUCAGAAGAGGAGGAAGAGGAGGUGGUCUUCGUCACGCCGCCGCCGCGCAAGAAGCGCCGCUCGACGCCCGCGCCCGGCGUGACCGUGGCCCAGCUCAAGGACCGCUGCCGGGCUCGGGGCCUCAAGGUCGGGGGGACCAAGGCCGAGCUGCUCGCGCGGUUAUCUAAUCCUUCGGCGGAGGACCGCGCCGGCUACCGACCUUUGAAAGCCAAUGCUAGAACGCAAUACUUCGUGGACGGUCGGCGCGUGUCGAAAAGCCAGUUCGACCGGAGUCAGGGCUACGGCGGCUUCGCCGCGGCGAUGUCGCAGCAUCGGGCCGCCGAGGCCCAGCAUCGGGCCGCCGAGGCGCAGCAUCGGGCCCUGAUGGCCCAAUCGCGCCAGAUGGAACGGAUGUUUCGCAGAGGCUUCCCCUGGUGAAUUCGCUCGCUUUGUGCCCUGUCUAAUAUA
Pelagomonas calceolata is the source of this 955-nucleotide messenger RNA. NCBI's taxonomy places the organism in Eukaryota, Pelagophyceae, Pelagomonadales, Pelagomonadaceae. The record is from the annotation of a GenBank genome assembly.